GUUUAAUGUGAGUAAAGUUAAACAAUGAGGAAUAUAUUCUGAUGUUGUGUUACAUCAGAAUAUAAAGCGAAUGUUAUUGAUGUUGGUCAAAUUAAAUGUUAGCAUAUACAGCAAAUGACAAUAAUGGUAAGUAAAUACGGAUAAUCUGUUUACAAAUAACUUACAAAUAGACCAUACUUAAUAUAUUAAUGACGAUUUUAAUAUUUAGUCUACUGAGAAGCAUCGCUCCAAGGUUGACUUAUUACAUACUGCAUACGUGAUGUAACUCAUCAGCUGAUGUUUGUUGCAGGAUUACGUAUGAUCUGAUAUAAUAUUUAUAAUUGUCACAUACAUACAUGCACCGAACUCAAAUUACUUGUGUCACUUUUAGAUCUCUUGUACACAAGCGAGAUGCAAUCGCAGCUUUGAGUCAACCUUGAUGCGAACCGUCGCCUACGUCUUUGCCUUUCCGCCGCCUCAUAAAGUUUCGAUAUUUCCAGAGAAUAUUACGAAGACUUCGUCCGCUUACGGCCACAACAUGCAGAAUUUUGACGAUCUCGAUAUCGAGGGACGUAGCCCUUCCCAUUUGUCGGAAGAGGACAAGGAAAAGGAAGAGCACGAACGCAAGCGCAUAAUGCGAUGCAGCGUCACCGCCGAAGAUGGUGCACUCAGACCCGUAUACUCCGAAACCGAAGACGGUGAUAUAUGGUGUCAUAUCUGUAACGUCGCCCUGUACGGCGCGCAUAAGUUGAUAAGUCACAAUCAGUGCAAUCGUCACAAAAUGAAGCUGGACGAAUGGCCGUACCCGGUGCUGCUGUGGUCCAAGCGGCCGGAGUUGAGCAAAACGGUCACGCCCGUGCAGGCCACCGUGAUCGGCGACACGCUGGCGCCCGGCGAGCCGGUGCCACCUGGCACGGAGGACCAGAUCACACGCAGUACGUCGAUACAGAUGAGUUUGGAUCGGCACCAAAGCUCGCCGUUGGUCGGCCUCGAGUACCUCCUCGAGUUAGUGGACAAUGACUCCUGCGAGCCGAGUUACACGUGUGUUUUGUGUGACAAGCGCGGCGACCCGCGUACGGUAAUGGCUCACAUUACCAGUUAUAAUCACCGCAUCACGUAUCUCAAUCGACACUUCCCGACGAUCUCGCGAGCGAUCACGGAGCUGCCGCGCACUACGAAUUAUAAGCGCGGCGCCAACGAGAUAUCGGUGUUAGUGGCGAAGAAGAUCGAAGAGAAGUUCGGAAGAAUGAAGCCGCAGUUGGUGGACAAAGCACAGUUCGAGAAGAAUAAGAUGCAGUACAUUAAGAGGGUAUAUCAGGACUUGCACUUUAGGGAAACGCCGGAGAGUACAUUUAUGGAAGUUUAUGAUGUGAGAUGGGUGACGAAUUUUGAUGAGAAAAUGGCGGAGCAGAAUGGUAAUAAUGUUAAAAAAAAAGAUUCUCAGCCUGCCGAUGGGAAGAUCGAUGACAAGUAUAAAAAGGAAGAUAAGAAGGAAAAGUCACCUAAAAAAGUAGAAUCUAAAGGAGAGACUACGAAAUCGGGCUUCAAAAUCCGCAUACUUACCAAGGACAAAAUGAACCUUCGCAAGCCCACGUCGAAGGCCGAAGAGAACCAGAAGAAGUCGCCGAAGCGUCCAUCAGACGAUACCAAGUCGCUGUCGUCGCUUUCCAGCAUUUCCAGCAGCCCAUCACCGUCCCGUUCCAGAUCCCGCUCGCCGAGUCGCAGUAGAAAAAGGACCUCCGUUGAGAGAAACGUCGGAAGGUAUCGCAGCGGGUCUCGACAUUCACGCGAGCGACAUUCGCGCGACCGGCACUUACGCGAUCGGCAUUCGCGGGAGCGCCUACGAGGGCGAACGCGGUCACGGUCGCGAUCGCGUUCUUUACAGCCGCUGAGGGAGCGCGACAAGUGGGACAAGUAUCGCGAACAGAUCAGGCGUGCCGAGGAGACGCUGGAUCGCGCCCUCAAGUUCCACGAGAAGAACCCCGAGAAGCACCCGUCCUAUCCGGAUGAGUGGAAGAAAUUCUGGAACAGGCGCUACAAAGAGCUGCAGGCCGAGGGUAAUGAUCCGAGCAAGCACGACUUCAAGCCGGAGUGGAUAGAAUUCUGGAACAAGAGGAUGCGCGAAAUCCACAACGAGCAGCUGCAGCAACGGAAAGAGGAGAUUCGGAAGCGUCUGGAGUUGCCCGAGGAUAAGCUGCCGGAGAAGUGGACUUCGAGACGCGAGCGUUCUCCCGUGACGAAGCGCCCCAGGCAUCGCAUAGACAGCGACGACGAGGUAGAAUACGUCGGCACCAAGACCAUCAAGUCUGACUAUUACGACCGUCACGAGAUCCGAGAUCGCGAUUACGCGUACUCGUAUCCGCGCGGUAGGGGUGGCGUGUACAGCCAUUAUUACCCGCGUACGGCCACCCACACUAGGCCGGUACAUUACGCGACCCCGUACCCUGUGAAGGACAAAUCGCCCAACCUGCCAGUCGCGGAGGAGACGUUGACGGAGGAUCUCGAAGUAGUUGGUCUGCUGAGGUUACUCACAGCGCUCGAGGGACAGUUGGGUUCCCUCGGCCCCAAGAUAGUGUCACUGCUAUCGAAGGCCUUAGCGGCCGAGAAAACAAAGCCGAAUUCUGCGGAGGAGUUGCUGUUCGAUGAAGAAGUGAGCGUGCUCUUCGAGACGGCGAAAGAGAAACUCAAGGGUCAACUGUUUGCCGGCAUGGUGGAGAAGAUGGCAAUAACCCCAACGAAAACGGCCAUACAGAACAUCGCUAAGCUGCUGCAUAGGACGUCUGAGAGUAAGAAAAAGUUGGAGGAGGAAAAGAAGAAGAAGGAGCGGGAGCUUUUGGAAGUAUCGAAGCCAGCUGCAAGUUACAUCGGUAGAACCGCUUAUUCGAGACCGGUGGAGAUUGUAGCACCCGCGAUUAAGUCCGAACCGGUGAGCGUGCCAGGUGUCGGUACGGUCGACAAAGUUGCGAUUGCCCAGGAAAUCGCGGCGGCUUUGGUUGCGCAAGGUAAAUCAAAUGUCUCUCAAGAGGACCUGGAGACUCUCAUUAACGCCGUGGUUGGCAUGGCAGAAGCGUCGAAGCUCUCUGACAAGCCCGUCACCACUGCGGACUUUGUGAAAGGUUUGGCGACGUGCAGCAAUGUGGUUCCUCGAGCCGCGGAGUCCAUCAAGACAAUCAUCGAGUCGAGCGAACGGCAAGCCUCGAAAGUGGAAAACCUGUCGGACACGGAUCUCAAGUCGAUGCUGCAGAACUUCAAAGAGCUCAGCACGCCGGAGCAGCAUAACCUCAUCAGCUUCCUGAAGAAACUCGAGGCGAGCGACCCGAGCAGAGUGGAAAAGCUGAGAGCUUUUGUUAACCUCAGUACGACCAUCUCGUCGACGACGUUAGCGAGUAGCAUGAAAUCACCGACUCCAGAGAUCGACGGUGUCGUUGGUAAGAGCAGGAAAAGUAUCUCCCCGUUUUCCACUCGCAAGAGCAACCAGAAUCCGAGUGAUGAAGAAGACAAGUGGAAGCCGAAGUUGGAUAUGUUCGCUAACGAUGAGGAUGAACAACAGGACAAGAAGAAAGAUGAUGAUAAGAUCAAGACAAAGAUCGAUCUGUCCGAUGACGACGAUGAUUACACGUUCGAGGAUAUCUACAAGGCGGCGGAUAAGAACGUGAGCGAAAACGAGAAGGCCAAGAAGUCGCGAACCUUCUCCAAAUCGCCAACGUCGUGGUCCCGCUCGCGUUCCCGUUCACGCUCCCGCUCGCGCUCCAAGUCGCGCUCCCCGACAGCUCGGCAGAAGGACGACGCGAGAACGAACGAUCCGAACGCGAUACUCAACGAGACCAAGCGCUUGAUCGCGAACAUCAUGGGCGAGCUGCCCAGCAAAUACGUGCCGAAGUCGCACACGAGCCUCAGCAAUGACAAGAUGAAGCCGCUGGCGUCGAGCUCCGUCGAUCAGGCGUCGUCGGCUGGUAUGACGAGCUUCUACAAUCAGACUUUUGUACCGAGCAAUCAGCCGGCGCGGCCCCAAGGUCAGCAGGCCCCGAUGACCUACCCCCCUGCGGCGAAUCAGCAAUUUUCGAACUACCAGCAAACGCAGAUAUUCCCCAGCAACUCAGGGUAUAUGGACAAUAGUUACAAUUACCAAGGUUAUGGCAACAUGCCGGGUCAGGGCCAAUAUGGCGGACCAUCGUCGUUAUCGUCUGGCCAAUAUCCUCAGCAAAAUUACGGUUCUUAUACAGCGCCACCGGCCGCGCAUUCGUCCGGUUAUGUCCCAUCGCUGCAGCCGCAGCAGUACGACAGCUAUAUGCAUCAGCAGCGGUUCUAUUGAAUUACUGUUAAGAGCACCGUCGUUUCCUUCCGGACUUGAUCGCACUCGACGCCCCGUGAACAUUCGCGACACACACUGCUGACACGUGUCGAUCUCCGUGUAAGCUCCCCGGACGCCGACGUCUCGUUUGAUUCCUGGCUGUGCGAGUGCCCGUGCGAAUUUCCGAGCGUCGUCCAUGCGAGCUUUCCGAGCGUUUCUCCGAAGAGGAGCAGGCUGAUUCUUGUGCUUCGCAGGGGUUCACCUAUCCUACCGUCUCAUUUCUCUGUCCGUAUGCGACUGCAAUUGUGACAUUGUACUUAGAUGAUCCUGCAUCGCCCGCGCAUCCUGCGUAUCUCGGACUUUCUCUACGCAUAAAUUUAUAUCAGACGUAUUAUAUGCAUAUAUAUUUAUAUAUAUUUCGGUA
Harpegnathos saltator (Jerdon's jumping ant) is the source of this 4694-nucleotide messenger RNA. RefSeq lists its product as uncharacterized. NCBI's taxonomy places the organism in Eukaryota, Metazoa, Arthropoda, Insecta, Hymenoptera, Formicidae. The record is from RefSeq and is a predicted model, not a curated record. The coding region runs from base 419 to 4291 and encodes 1290 amino acids. The transcript has 5 exons.